UUCCUUCAAUUAUCAGCAAAGACAAACAAGCAGAAACGAGUGCUUUAAUAUCAAGCUUAAAAAAAUGGCUUUGGCACGUUUGGCUUUGAAAAAUUUGCAGCAAAGGGUGUCUACUUCCUCUUCAUUGAUAGGAUAUGACUGUGUGCAGAAGCAUAGGUGGGGCAAUGAGUUGCUGAAAAGGUUUACUACUGCAGCAAGUGACAAAGGGAAAUCUGAAGGCACUGAAGUUGCUGUCUCUGAAGGCAAAAAGUCUAGGUUGUUCCCCAGAAGGAAAGGCAGAAGAUGGCUUUGGAGAAACAAUGACCGUGACUUCUCUCCUGCCCUUAAUGAAUUGUUUCCUUCAGGCCUUGGGAAUGCACUGAUGCAGGCAACUGAGAACAUCAACAGGCUGUUUGAGAAUAUGAAUUUGACACCUUGGUCUCUCAGUGGGCAUGUGAAAGAGAGGGAGGACCACUACAAACUGCGGUAUGACAUGCCAGGGAUUGCCAAGGAGGACGUGAAGAUCACCAUUGGUGAUGGGGUGUUGACAAUAAAGGGAGAGCACAAGGAAGAGAAAGAAGAAGGGGAUGAUGAUGAGUAUUGGUCAUCAAGUAGCUAUGGUUACUAUGAUACUAGUCUUGUUUUGCCUGAUGAUGCCAAGGUUGAUGAAAUUAAGGCAGAGUUGAAGGACGGUGUCCUAACCGUAACCAUUCCUAGGACUGACAAGCCCAAAAAGGAGGUCAAGCAAGUUACUGUCCAUUAAUAACUUGUGAUGAUGGGUUUGUGAACUUGUGAGACAAUGGCAUUAAUACUUUGUGACUUUGUGUGUGUGUGUGUGGUUUUGGAAAUAAAAUUUCAGACCUUUUAUGUCAAAAUUUCCGUUAUGUGUCUGUAUGACUUUUCACAUUUAUAUAUAUAAAAUGGGAAAAAAAUUUCUGAGGUUA
Molecule: messenger RNA, 923 nt
Organism: Gastrolobium bilobum
Lineage: Eukaryota; Viridiplantae; Streptophyta; Magnoliopsida; Fabales; Fabaceae
Product: 26.5 kDa heat shock protein, mitochondrial
Exons: 2
Coding region: 65-742 (225 amino acids)
Biological process (GO): response to heat
Source: RefSeq, a predicted model, not a curated record